This is a messenger RNA of Soboliphyme baturini, 438 nucleotides long. The record is from the annotation of a GenBank genome assembly. Lineage: Eukaryota; Metazoa; Nematoda; Enoplea; Dioctophymatida; Soboliphymatidae.
AUGAGCAUGUUGGCCAGAGCGCUGCAAGAAUGCGAGAAUUCAGGAAUCCUGUGGGCGGAAGCGAUUUUCCUCGAACCUCGUGCAGCGCGGAAGACCAAAUCAGUAGAUGCUUUGAGGAAGUGUGAGCACGACCCGCAUGUCCUUUUAGCGGUUUCAAAGCUGUUCUGGUCGGAACGAAAGCUUGCGAAAACGCGCGACUGGAUGAAUCGAACGGUAAAGAUUGAACCGGACUUGGGUGAUGCAUGGGCAUACUUUUACAAGUUUGAACUAAUGUUUGGCACCCCGGAACAACAGGAAGACGUAAAGAGCAGAUGCAUCCAAGCUGAGCCGAGACAUGGCGAGUUGUGGUGCAAAGUGUCGAAGGACGUAAAAAACUGGCGAUGUCCCGUUGAUGUUAUUCUCGAAAAAGUAGUCGAAACUUUGACCAUUCCCACUUGA